CAUGUCACUGGAUUUUGCUGACGUGAAGGAAACGGCAUUUUGGACGCGGUUGUUUUGCUGCUCAACCCUUGCUUGGAUCACACACAUUGGCAUCACCCCGAGCAUGGUCAAGUCACAGCCUACGGGAGGGCACGUCUGUCCGCUAUGUCUGUAUUUAAUGAACAGCAGUAAGUCGUUGGAGAUGCAUCUCAAGGAGUCCUGUGGCUGUCCCUUAUCGGAAAGAACAUGCAAAGAGUGUGAUCGCGUUCAUAAAACUCGCCCCGAGGCGAUUCAAUGCAAACAUGAAGGAGAAAUUUCAAUCAUUCCAUGUCCCGUGAGGACAUGCUCGGAGGAAGCUAGUACGGAGAUCGAAUUUAAUUCCCACUAUACCAAAAAGCACGGUCGAUCUCCACCGAUAGUUGGAGUAGUGCUCUCCCCACUGGCAAAGAGUCCAAAUAUCCGGUCAUUUCUAGAGUUUCCACCUCGACGUGUUAGAUCAAGUGUCGGGACAGGCUCUCCGGGUGCUCCCAAGAUCAUUAUCAACCUUGAAGGAAGCAUUCCUCCAGAAUCGUCUGAUGCAGAUAUCCGCCCAUUUCGAUUUCCUCAGUAUAGAUUGCUCGUCAUUGAAAAUCGUCUUCUUUCUGCCGUCUUUCAGUGUGAGCGGGAUAACCCAGGUCUCCAAAAGCUAGUAGAGAGGAUUGAAAAUGAUGGACAAAAAAAUGCUGUGUUGCAGUAUGCAAUACGAGAAAUCAUUCGACGCGGGUUGCGACGCGGCACAUUUUUGAGGGAUCAAGAUGGAUAUCGUCUGCAGUUUGAACGUGGGGAUUGGCCCUCAAAAGACAAAUAUGUGUACACCGUGAACGGAAAACCGUUGGCCUACGGGGACCGCAUUACCGUCACAUUAAGCAUGGCUCCCCGAUCUUUCGCGAUUCCUGAACCGGAAUCUGUACCAGUCAGCAGUAGCUUGCGACAAUCAAGUGACCACGUACUACAUGGGUCGGCUUCCUACCCAGAGGAUCCCUAUCCCAGUCCGGCAACCUUCUCAGAAGAGUCUUACGUGAUCCAUACGGCCAACGCCUUGAAGCCGCCACGAGUACCACUACAUUUCACUCCGCCCGGGUAUUCAUUAGCAAACCCAACACUUGCUACACCAGUGAAUCGCUACAAUUUUACCGCAUUUGAAGGCUUCCGUGAAGGGCCAUCCCGAGCACUCUAUCCGACUUUCAGCCAAGAGGCCUAUGAGAUCCCGCAACAGCAUCGCUCUGCAUCAUCCCCACGACCAAAGCGUAAACACAUCACUGACGAUCGCGCAUCACAGAAAGACAGGUCCACAAGUAAACGACGUCGCUCCGAAACAGUUACUCGAGAACUCACUGAUGAAGAGCAGGAACAAAUUUUGCGGGCUCUUAAAAAAGUUAAUCCUAAUAUGCCAAUGCCACAAUCAAUCACUGUAGAAACUACAAUCGUUGAGCCACGUACAUUAUGGAGCGUUCUUACGACACCAUUAAAACGCAUGUUUGGAGGAGAGGACUGAUAAACAUCAUUAUCGAUUAUACCUUUAUGAAAACAGGGGAAAGAAGGAUGUUGGGGCGUAUAUGAUUGCAACGCUGUGGCGGGGCUGAAUUUUGGAUUAUAAUCUGUAAAUACAUUAGCUUCUGUUUCUGACCAAAUUUACGCAUCUUGGCAUCGUGGUCUACAAGUCCGUAAUCGAGCCAAAUGAAAUAAUCUAUUUAAACUGUACAUAAAAAUGAAGCUAGU
Molecule: messenger RNA, 1737 nt
Organism: Spizellomyces punctatus DAOM BR117
Lineage: Eukaryota; Fungi; Chytridiomycota; Chytridiomycetes; Spizellomycetales; Spizellomycetaceae
Exons: 7
Source: RefSeq, a predicted model, not a curated record